AUGUCUAAGAAACUUCAAACUCAGUCAAUAGAGGAAUUGUUGGGUCUACCACCAAAAAUUAAAGAAAUCCCAAGAAAUGAAAGUAUUAAUAAUAGACCAAUCUCACGCAGAGGUAGAAAUUUAGAAGAAAAAGACAAUUAUGUUGAACAAUUAUUUAAUAAUGGUAGUGGUAAUAAUUCUGCAAAUGAUACUGGAAGAACAGGUAUUCAAUCAAAAAGUAAUUUAGAAUUUGUUAAUUUUGAUGAUCCGUCAACUAAAAUAAGUCCAAAUUCUACUUCUUCUAAUAGUUUAAUAUAUAGUGAUGAUUCUACUUCAACAUCAAGUGAUGAUGUUACUUCAUCAUCAUCUGAAAGUACAAAAAAUGAAAAUAAUAUUAAAUAUUUACAGCCAUCAAACAGAUUUUCUACUUUAAUUGAAAGUAGUGAAAGAAAUAUUGAAAAUACUAUUAAUACACAAUCCGAAAAAAAUGUAGAUAACCCACCAUUUCCGGUUCAAAAAGUAAAUAUAAAUGAUAAAAUAAAUGAAACAAAAUUACCUGGAAAAAACUUAAUAAGAAAAGUAAUAAAACCAAAUAGUGCCUCAAUGGUUGAAAGAAAUUCAAAUUUAUUGUUAAAAAAAAGUAACUCAAAUAUAAGAAUUUUAGAUAGUGAUAAUAAAAAUAUACACAAGAGAACAUCUCUUUCUCAUAAUGAUAUGUUAGAAGAGCAAAAAAAUGACAAGUUAGAACGUUCAAAGACUUGUUAUGAUGCUUGGUUAAAAAAAAAAAAACUUGAAGCUUUGAAAAAAAAAGAAAUAUUAGAUAUUGCAAAGAAAAAAGAAGAAGAAGAGAAGGAAAUGAAAAUGAAAAUGUCAUUAAAAAUUUAUGAAAAAUGGAAAAGUGACUAUGAAGAAAAAAUGAAAAAAGUAAAUUUAGAAAGAAAAAAUAAAAUUGAGAAUGAAAAUAGAAAGAAGGAAGAAGAAGAAAAUAAACGUAAAGAAGCUAAAAAAAUGUUUUUAGCAUGGAAAAAAGAACAUGAAGAUAGAAUUAAAGAACAAUUAAAAAAAAAAGAAGAAGAAAAGAAAAUGAAAGAACAAAAAAUGAAGGAUGAAAAGACAGAAAAAAUAAAUGAGUCGAUAAAAGCUUUUGAAGCAUGGAAAAAUCAAAAAGAAAAAGAGAUGGAAGAAAAUAAAAGAAAAAAUAAAGAAAAAUUGACUAUGUUAAAAAAAAGAAAAAAGGAUGAAAAGGAGUUUAAAGAUGCUAUUGCAAAAGAAGCAUUUGAAAUUUGGUUAACAAUGAAGGAACAAGAAAAUGAAUAUAAAAAAUCUUUAGCUUAUAAAAUAGAAAGCUUUGAAAAUGAAACUAAAAAAAAAUUUAAAAUUCCUUGGAUUCCUCCAAGUAACACAAUUCCCAAAUCUAUAAAUGACAGAUUAUCAAGAUCAUCUUACAAUUUGUCGAAAGAAAGCACUACAAAAAAUGGAAAAAAAAAAUUAAGAACAGAAAGUUCUAAGAUUUCAUCUUUUAAUGGAAAAAGACAAACAUUAUCAAAUUCUAUAAAAAGAACAAAGUCGGUUUCUUUUCUACCAUGGAGAUAA
This is a messenger RNA of Strongyloides ratti, 1572 nucleotides long. RefSeq lists its product as hypothetical. The record is from RefSeq and is a predicted model, not a curated record. Gene Ontology annotation, biological process: regulation of mitotic cytokinesis; mitotic cytokinesis; mitotic spindle assembly. The transcript has 3 exons. Bases 1 to 1572 code for a protein of 523 amino acids. Gene Ontology annotation, molecular function: microtubule binding. Gene Ontology annotation, cellular component: astral microtubule. NCBI's taxonomy places the organism in Eukaryota, Metazoa, Nematoda, Chromadorea, Rhabditida, Strongyloididae.